AUGCUUGUGCUCAAAAUAUUAUGGCUCCCAAUUUCAGCGUGUACUAUUAUUAUUGAGCCUACGCGAGGAUUGAUCCUAACAAAUACACUGCGGAUAUUUGAGCUGGGAAAGACCUACACUUUAACUUAUGCCCCAGCAGACGAUCAGAAGACCUCAAUUGCAUUAAUUGACCCAGAAUCGGGCGGCCGGACAAUAUUGACUUCCAAUGCUACUGGGGGACAGUUUGCAUGGCAUGUGAAUGAACUGCUAACUCCUGGAGAUGGUUAUCAUAUCGGCCUUCGUCAAGGGGAAGAAAUUUCGGCAGGUGUCCUAUUCGGCGUCACAAUAGUGCCAACCGGGUCAAUCGAUGAUUCCGCGAUGUUCACACAAACGAUAUCGCCCCAAACAGCAGGCGGGUCCUCUGGUUCCCUCACGACAUCCACGGCGGUCAACGCCAAUUUGAAUAGUCCUUCAUUGAUGCCAACUACCUUGUUCACAAGAGAAACACCGGCAAUGGUGCUCACUAGCGCUCAGCCUUCACAAUCGUGGCUAAACAGCCCUUCUUCCCCAACGACAUCUCAGAGCAAUUCUCUAAGCGUCAACUCGGCCCUAAGCACGAAAGUUAAAGUAGGCGUUGCUAUUGGCGCAGUCUCCGGGGCGCUAAUUUUGGCAACCAUUGCUUUCUUCUUCGGAAUGAAAUUCAAACAGGUGUCUACUACAAUGAAAAAGAUCUCACGGCUGUAUGAACCCAAGCCUGAACUAGAUGGGAAGCCCAUCAAUGAACCAGUUGAACUCCCAGCAGAUGGACCCGGUUCAUCAAACGAACCUCAAGAACUUCCAGUUGUGGAAUCACCAGCGGAGAUAGGCCGUCAAAGCGCAUACACGAACAGCACCAUCAUCGAGGCUCUAGGUCUAAUUGACUCAAUCUUUGGAAACAGAGCCUUGGAUUUAGAAAGCCCUUCCGCACGAGACACAGGUCACAAAGCCUCAUAUUCGCAAACGGCUUUGGCUCCUCUCAGCCCCAUUUCGCCUCUCUAG
Messenger RNA from Lindgomyces ingoldianus, 1017 nucleotides. RefSeq lists its product as uncharacterized. Lineage: Eukaryota; Fungi; Ascomycota; Dothideomycetes; Pleosporales; Lindgomycetaceae. The record is from RefSeq and is a predicted model, not a curated record. The transcript is spliced from 2 exons. The coding region runs from base 1 to 1017 and encodes 338 amino acids.